GGCCCUAAGCGCCCCUCGUUCCUCUGAAGCUACUUUGCAUAUCGAGGUAUUGGGAGUGAUGGCUCGUCGACGUUGAAUCUUUAGAGGAACAUGAAUUGACAGUUUGAUGCAGUUCAAGGAUCAAAGGUAUGGUUUCUCUAGUUUCCUUCCCUUGACCAUCAGUCAUACUGUAUUUUGUUCUUCCAAAUUGCGCAUAAUUUUCACUAAUUCAUUUCAAAUCAACUGUAUUGGGAUACGGAAAUUAUGUGAAACGAAUUGAUGUAUGAUCUGCAAUUAUAAGGGUUAAGUUUACCCACAGCUGGAGCGGUAAGAUUUGAAAAUAGACAAACGAUGUCCUCACUUUUCUGACCUUUCAUGAUUAUAAACACUUUCCAUGUUUGCCAAGUGAAAAGAAGUUUCCACAUGACUGCUACUACUUGAUAUGAAGAAAUUAGUACAUGGGAAUUAUGGUAUAGGUCAGUAAGUACAUUAUUUGGUACACAUUCUUGUGAGGUACCUUUUUUAUGUCCAACUGAGGAAGCCCUCACUAAUUUUCAUGUCUCAGAUUUUGCUCUGAAGACUCUGAAGGUAUCAUACUUGUUGUAUACUGCUUGUGAGUCAUCCAAACCUUAAAUCGUUUUUUCAUGAAAAGUUGGCUCAAAAAAAUUAUAAAAUGAAAACACUACAAGAAACCUGCUUAUCUGUGACGGAUUUCUGAUGACAGUCUGGGAUUCUAUCACAGACUAUGACGGCCCUUCGCACACAGUCAUGGAAAACGUCACCGGUUAGCAAGCCGCGGAUGGGCCUACGAAGGGCUACAACUCGAUGACGGCCGUGCAGGAACUGUCACACAAAUCGUUAAGGAUUGAACAACGGGGCCGAAUCGGGCUUAGUAUUUAUUUUAUAUAGAAUAGACAUACCGUCAUGGAUUACCGCUGAUGUGGCGUGCCUCGCCUUGUUUGACCCACAUGUCAGUUGCAUUAGUCAAACACGACUUAAGAAAAAAAGAUCUUAUAGUAUUCUUCAAGCCGCCGAAACAAAAAAAACACCCGCUCAAUCGAUCCCCUCGCUGGUCGCCGCCGCCGUCGAUUUCCCGGGCGAGGGUGCUUAGAUCCGGCGAGUUGGUAAUUGUGGCGCCAUCUUCUAGAUCCCGUCGGAGUCGUCGCUGCCUGGGGUUUCCGUGCCCAACUGUCGACGAGCCGGCCGCCGGCCCCCAUUGCCGCGGCGACGAGCCGACGGCCGCCCACCAUUGUUGUGCGUACGAGCCAGCCACCGCCCGCAAUUUCUUCAGCAGUCACUCCCCGUUGUUCCCCGACUCAACGCCGGCCGGCAGCUAGUUGAAUUGGUUGAGCUGAAUGUCUUUUUGGGUACUACAGAUUCAAGUGGUGCCAUUAAAAAACAAUUUCCAGUGGUUCGGUGUGUUCCUGGUAUUGGACCUCUGAACCUAUGGAUAGACGUUGGAUUUGUGGCACACUGUUCUCUCGGGAGUACAUCGAUGGUGUCAAAGAGUGUAUGAACUUCAUUCAAGCAAAAUUCAGCGAGGAUGAAGAAAUACUCUGCCCAUGUAGACAAUGCCUUAAUCACAAAUACUGGCAUCAGGCCAUUGUGAACAAGCACAUAUUGACGAAUGGCAUGGAAAGUACAUAUACCCGCUGGAUAUAUCAUGGAGAAGACUUCAAUGCAGAUGUUAUGAACAUCCUGUUGAUGUGCAUGACUCCGAGGAUGGUAACAAUUGUGCUGAUGACCGAUUUGAAGAGAUGUUUGGAGACCUAUGCACAGCACUAGAACAAGAUCAGAAUGAAAAUGAAAAUGAAGAUGGUAACAAUGAUGCAAACCCUUCUGAGAAUGAGUCCUUUCUGGAGAAUGUGAGGAAAGAGGCACCUUUAUCAUGGUUGUACCAAGUUUUGAAAGUUCUCAUUUGUGGUAAAGCUUCUUCAUUUGAAGUCAUGCCAUAGGAUCACAAAUAGUGCAUUUACUGAUAUUUUGAAGCUGUUGGCUGAAGCAUUCCCUUAACCCAAUACACUCCCAAAAUCGUAUGCCGAAGCAAAGAAUCUUCUAAAGGAAUUAGGCCUUGGGUAUGAGUCUAUACAUGUGUGCAUCAAUAAUUCUGUUUUGUUUAGAAAGCAAUAUGCCAAGCAUGACAAUUGCCCAGUUUGUGGCAUGUCAAGGUGGAAAGACCCUGCUAGAAAGAAGAUACCACAGAAAGUUUUGAGACAUUUUCCAUUGGUGCCUAGGCUGAAGAGGAUGUUUCUUUCCAAAAAAUCAUCAGAAGAAGCACAGUGGCACAAGCUAAAUAGGGAGCCCGGUGAGAAGGAAAUGAGUCAUCCAGCUGACGGUGAUGCGUGGCAACACUUUGAUAAAAAUAUAAGAAAUUUGCUAAGGAUGCCAGAAACAUCAGGCUUGGCAUCGCCACCGAUGGGUUCAAACCUUUCGGAAACUUUAACACAAACUAUAGUAUGUGACCUGUAUUUGUUGUGCCAUACAACCUUCCACCUUGGGCAUGCAUGGAUCAGUCAAAUUUCAUGGUGGCUCUAUUAAUUCCAGGUCCUAAAUCACCAGGCAAGCACUUUGAUGUCUUUCUACAGCCACUUGUAGAAGAUUUAAUUGAGCUUUGGAACGGUGUGUGUACAUAUGAUGCUGGUGAAGGAAAAAUGUUUGAUCUUCAUGCUGCAGUUCUAUGGUGCAUUCAUGAUUACCCACCUCUAAGCGCACUUUCAGGGUGUACCACAAGAGGCUAUGCUGCAUGUAUUCAUUGUGACAAACACCCUCUUUCGUACAACCUAAGGAACAAAAUUGGUUAUAUUGGGCAUUAUCGUUUCCUUCCAAAGGGACAUCGUUUGCGAAGAAACAAUGAAUUUGUUGGUCUUCAUGAACGCAAUGAUGAGCCGGGUAAAUUCUCCAAGGAAGAGCUGCAAGCAGAACUGGAGAAUUUGAAGCUGAGACAUAAUCUUGAUUUCAUGCACAUCGAGAAAAAUAUAUGUGAAAAUCUCAUUGGGACAAUUCUGAACAUGGAGGGGAAGACGAAGGACACACUUAACGCAAGGCUUGAUCUCCAAGAUCUGAAUAUUAAAGAGGAGUUGCAUUUGAGGAAGGAUGGAAACUCAUAUAUGAUGCCUCCGGCCCGGUAUACCUUGUCUAAAGAACGAGUGAUUGCAUUUUGUCAAUUUUUACGAGAGUUAAAGUUUCUAGAUGGGUUUGCUUCCAAUGUAUCAAGAUGUACAAGUGUUGAUGGAACCAAGAUCCAAGGCCUAAAAACACAUGAUUGUCACAUUCUUUUGCAAAGAAUCUUACCUGCUGGCAUGAGAGGAUUUCUGGACAAUGAUGUAUAUGAAGCAAUAGCUGAGUUAGGCAAGUUUUUCAGGGAACUUUGCAGCAAAACUCUUAACAGGCAGUGGCGGAGCUUGAGCUGAAAUCAUGGGGGGGGGGGGCAAACAUAAUUUCUUUUGAAUGAUUUUUGGUGGAUAAAUAGGCCUAAUACUAAGGUAUAUACAAAAAAAUUCAUAUGAGCUGGGGGGCCAUGGCCCAGGUUGGCCCCCACCAAGCUCCGCCACUGUUAACAGGGAUGUGUUGGCUGAAAUGAAGAAAGAAAUCCCUGUAAUUUUGUGUAAGCUAGAGAAAAAUUCCCCCCUGCUUUCUUUGAUGUGAUGGUGCACCUUGCCGUACAUUUACCCGAAGAGGCAUUGCUCCGAGGUCCCGUACAAUAUUGGUGGAUGUACCCAGUUGAAAGGAGGUUGUAUACUUUGAAGCGAUACGUGAGGAAUAGGGCAAGACCAGAAGGUUCAAUUUGCCGAUGAAUGCCUCACAUUUUGUUCCAAGUACAUGGAUGAUUUCGAAACCAUAUCUAAUCAUACACCGAGAAAUGUAGGUUA
This is a messenger RNA of Aegilops tauschii subsp. strangulata, 3848 nucleotides long. NCBI's taxonomy places the organism in Eukaryota, Viridiplantae, Streptophyta, Magnoliopsida, Poales, Poaceae. The record is from RefSeq and is a predicted model, not a curated record.